AUGCAGCACGAGACUUCAGAGCCCCAAACCCGUCCCCGCUUCGGAUGUCUCGCGGGCGACUUGGCCGCCGCGACGAUCUCGGCGUCGGUGGUGGCCCCCGCCGUGACCAUCAUCGAUAGGGCCAUUGUGGAGAAGUCAUCGUUCAACCAACCGCUUUUCCGGGGCCUGCACGCCCACGCAAUGGUGGCACUCAAGAGACCUGCACCAUUUGUCUUCCAUCGUCCAUUUGGUAUCGCGUGGACACUCUAUGCAGCAACCUAUUCCGUGGCUAACGGAGCUGAUACCGUUGGCCGGGCACUGCAGCCGUCUGCAGUGGGGACGAUUGGAUUCCUAUCGACGACGCUGGUCAACGUGCCACUGGCCGUAUGGAAAGACUUGAGUUUCGCCCAAGCGUAUGGAAUAAAGCCAUCCACAACAUCAAAGAACCAGAUCAGCGCCAUGCAAGCAGCGUCCGUGCGAAACCCCGCGGUGCUGAGAGCCGCCACGGCUAUCUUUGUCGUGCGGGAUGGUGUUACCAUUUUUGGGUCUUUUACCCUGGCUCCCCGGCUGUCGGCUGCUCAUCCUCAAGCAAAGCCUGUCAUUACACAGCUGACAGUUCUGGUCUUGACCCAGCUGGUGGCAACCCCGAUCCACUUGCUGGGUCUCGACUUGUACACGCGGCAGAAGCGUGUCCCAUUUUCUGAUCGGCUUGUACAAUCCCAGCGAUAUCUGCCUUCGUCGAUAGUACUACGUUGUGUCCGCAUUAUCCCUGCCUUCGGGGUUGGGUGUCUUCUGAAUCUGGAGUUGCGGUCUUUUUUUCAUGCCAGGCUAUAA
Molecule: messenger RNA, 813 nt
Organism: Penicillium alfredii
Lineage: Eukaryota; Fungi; Ascomycota; Eurotiomycetes; Eurotiales; Aspergillaceae
Exons: 2
Coding region: 1-813 (270 amino acids)
Cellular component (GO): mitochondrion
Source: RefSeq, a predicted model, not a curated record